Anarrhichthys ocellatus (wolf-eel) is the source of this 2981-nucleotide messenger RNA. It is a transcript of the gene hhat, whose product is annotated as hedgehog acyltransferase. Gene Ontology annotation, cellular component: endoplasmic reticulum. NCBI's taxonomy places the organism in Eukaryota, Metazoa, Chordata, Actinopteri, Perciformes, Anarhichadidae. The coding region runs from base 145 to 1650 and encodes 501 amino acids. Gene Ontology annotation, biological process: protein palmitoylation. The record is from RefSeq and is a predicted model, not a curated record. Gene Ontology annotation, molecular function: palmitoyltransferase activity. The transcript has 12 exons.
AAUUCAAUAACUUUUAAUGUUGGAUGCCAACGUCAUGAUCUUCUGGUCCACGCGCUAUCAGUCAGUGCAGUGUACAGUUUACCGCGUCGCUAUGGACACCGGCACAGUAUUAUCUGGAGCACUACAGCGCUGUGAUCUUGCCUGAUGAAAUCCAAAUCAAAGGCCCAGUUGGCACCGCUGCCAUGGGCAGAGAUCCUUGCGUAUUGGGUGCUGUCCUUCGGCUCUCAUCUGUACUCGUUCUACCAGCUGCACAGAUUCUCCAAAGAGCAUGAAGCAGGAUUAGAGAGAGAAUUCCAGUUGGAGAAAGGCCUCGUUCAGGGUUUUAAAAGGGACCCAUCAGACUUUGAGUGGACUUUCUGGACAGAAUGGGCUAAGAAGUCUUUGCUGUGGACUCUUGUUGGUCACGGCGUGAUAUCAAGAUUGACCAGCAUCUUUUACCCCAAGUUUCGGGUGCCAGCACUCACGAUAUAUGGCUUCUUAGCAGCCAGCAGUGUGCUGGGGAUUAAAGGAGUGAGUGUGGUGCUGGUACAUCUGGGCCUGUCCUACUCAGUGGCCCAACUGCGAAAGUCAGCUCUGUCAUGGGCCGUCAACCUGCUGCUGCUCUCCACACUUCACAUCCAACCACUUCAAGAGAUCCAGAGGGGCUGGUAUCAGACCGAGGAGGAGUACUAUCUGCUCCUCUUCAGCGUCGCCGUAUGUGGUCUGCGCUUCAUCAGCUUCAGCCUGGAGCAUUGCUGGGCCCCUGCAGACCGGGUUGGAGUUGUGCAGCUCGGCUGGUUGUUUUCAUACACCUUCUAUCAUCCUUUCUUCUACAACGGACCCAUUAUUACGUACCAAGACUACAUCGAGCAGAUGCGGAGGUCUUCUGAGGAGUGUGAUGGAGACAGAGCUGUCUUUACUUACUUGGUGCUCAGAUUAGGACGGAUUAUUCUGUGGUGGUGCAUCGCAGAAUACCUGAUCCAUGUAAUGUACAUGCACUCCAUCCAGUCCAAUGAGACCUACUUAGAAAUCCUCCCUCCCUGGGCCUUGGGAGGUCUGGCCCUGGCACUGGUCCAGUUCUUCUUUGUGAAGUAUCUGGUGCUGUUCGGCCUUCCGUCCACGCUGGCUACUUUGGAUAAACUAGUUCCCCCAAAACUUCCCCACUGUGUCAGCAUCAUGUACAGUUUCACAGGGAUGUGGAGGCACUUUGACGAGGGCCUGUAUCGAUGGCUCAUCAGAUACAUCUAUGUGCCGUUGGGGGGCUCACGGCAUGGUCGUCUUUACAAGGCGUUAUCGACCGGCCUUGCGUUCGGCUUCGUCUGCCUCUGGCACGGCGGCCACGACUACUUACAGUACUGGGCCCUGAUGAAUUGGGCUGGAGUUCUGGUGGAAAAUGGACUGCAGUCUCUCUUCGCCUCGUCGUUUAUUCGCUCCAUUGUUGAGCAGACCUUCUCUGCGGCGAUGGAGCGGCGCUGCAUUGCCCUUCUCUCGGCCUUCUCCACUGCCAUGCUCAUCCUCUCUAAUCUGGUGUUUCUUGGGGGGGGACAUGUUGGCAGAAUCUUCUGGAAGCGUGUCUUCAUUCAAGGCUGGUCGACCAUGGCUCCGCCUAUGCUGGCUUUCCUCUACUGCUUUGCUCAGAUUGGACUUGAGUGGACGUCUCGCCCACCAUGAGUCACCUUGACUUUCCACCGGAGCGAGAAUCCCUGCUACCAGACAACCAGAACAACCUGCUGAGUCCAGUUCCUUGUCCAACCGGGCUCACUGCCACAGAACCCGUCCAAACCUGGCUGAAGUGCAGCUGAGCAGCCACUUUUUUCACCACCCGGCAAAAUCUGUCCGUAAGCUACGACUCAAAGGAUCAGAGCUGAUUCUCUCGAAGGAGAGAGUUUCACGUGCACACAAACUGUAAUAUAAUUAAAUUCAGGGCAGUCUCCGAUAGAAGUCUUGGCAGUUUCAAGGCAUGUUUUCUACCCAAUAAGCUUCACUGAAUCACUGUUAUUCUAAGAAACACUAAAAGAAAAUACGGCCCCGGAUCCGUCUUCGUUACGUGGCUCUGAUAAGGUAUUGCUCAGUGGUGCGGUAAGCUGGAGAAAUGCUAAUUUCAUAUUUACUGUCCUCCUUUAGCUCGCCACAAAAGCAUUGGUGUCUUCAGAGGUAGAUACAAGGAGCAGUGGACUGAAUGGAGCAGCAGGAACCCGAUCAGUGUCAUUAUGUUCCCGUAUAGAUGGAACUUGGGUGAAGUUGCAUCACGCUGAUAUUCGAUAUAUUAAUACAAAGCUUUAGAGGGACAACACACUAACUUUUCAUUUAUCACAUUGAUAAUGAUAGAUGACAUUUAUCCACUAGAAUGCAAAUGAAUGCUAUGUUUUGGGUACGGAUGUAAGAAAAACAAAAACACACAAGUUGUUUGUUUUGUGCUAAUAUGUUGUAUAAUGCCUCAUAUCUCCAUAUGUCAACUGUACACUACCUCAGUCUUGGAUUAAAACCUUGUAUUUCAAGUUCCCUGAUUAUAAAUAUGCAUCCAUGUUGUAAUGGGUAACUCUACUGUACCUGUUGUGAUGACUCAUUCAGUCUCUCAGAUCCAUACAUACAGGUCUAGAGUGUUUUGGGAUAUGUUGACGGGAUUAGCUCCCAACAUAAACCCAGGAAACUCUUCCUGUACUUGUCAAUUUUUCCAGAAAUAUUAAAAACAGCUUUAUUUUAAUUCUGACUAUUCUUCAUACAGAGUUUUGAAGGGACUUCUAUGAAUAUCUUUAAAGGGUAAGACUACACUUUUUCUUAAAAUGGUUGUCUCAAUACUUUCUGACGUCCCUUCUCUGUGUUUGACAGUCUGCCCGAAGAUCAUUUGCUCUCAUUACUCCUAAAAAAUGGGUAAAACAAAUGUUUUUAUUUUUUUUAUUGAUUUCCUAAAAAAUCUGGGCACUGUAGUUCUUAGCAAACGUUACUCAAACAAUAAAUAGUGUAUUUGUUGGAACUGUUUUCAGCUGCGGAUUAAUACACAU